CAUGCGCGGAGGCUGCUGGAGGGGUUUCGCGGCCAGGGGCCCCGGACGCUGGAGUCGCCCCUUUCCAGACUGUGUGUGGUCCGUCCUCCCUUCUAGCCCGUCCUGGGUCAAAGACGGCUGGAGAGGAGGAUGUACCCGGUUUCGGGACCUAUCUGUGGGACGUCUACACUGACCCAGGGCCUGGAGCGCAUCCCAGACCAGCUGGGCUACCUGGUGCUGAGUGAAGGCGCAGUGCUGGCGUCAUCGGGUGAUCUAGAGAAUGACGAGCAGGCAGCCAGCGCCAUCUCAGAGCUGGUCAGCACAGCCUGCGGAUUCCGGCUGCACCAUGGCAUGAAUGUGCCCUUCAAGCGCCUAUCUGUGGUCUUUGGAGAACACACACUCCUGGUGACUGUGUCAGGACAGAGGGUGUUUGUGGUGAAGAGGCAGAACCGAGGCCGGGAGCCCAUUGAUGUGUGAGCCUGCCAGAGGGCAAGGGGCAGGUGCCUGGGUCUGCUACCUGCCACUAUAACGGAAGACAGAAAACUCCUCAGCCACACCCCUACCUAACCUCCCUGGAAGCACAGGGGCUUAGGGCCCACAUGCUGUGUUAAGGAGAGCUCAAAGGAAAGUCCCUCCCUAAUAAACAUGCAUCUGACCUC
Messenger RNA from Erinaceus europaeus (western European hedgehog), 638 nucleotides. RefSeq names its product late endosomal/lysosomal adaptor, MAPK and MTOR activator 4 (gene LAMTOR4). Gene Ontology annotation, biological process: cellular response to amino acid stimulus; positive regulation of TOR signaling. Gene Ontology annotation, cellular component: lysosome; Ragulator complex. NCBI's taxonomy places the organism in Eukaryota, Metazoa, Chordata, Mammalia, Eulipotyphla, Erinaceidae. The coding region runs from base 130 to 456 and encodes 108 amino acids. The transcript is spliced from 4 exons. Gene Ontology annotation, molecular function: guanyl-nucleotide exchange factor activity. The record is from RefSeq and is a predicted model, not a curated record.